UGACAAACUGUGCGGUCAUCACUGAGAAAUGCCCAUUUAGUAUUUAAUGCGUGAAAACUACACUGUAGCUCGCACAGGGAGAGGUAUGUACCUCUACAAGUAGCUUCUUGGUGCACGACUUCCCAGAUUUUUCCCUUUUUCUUUCGACUUUUUUUUUUAUCUCAAUCUUGCCCACUCUGUCAGCAAGAGAAGGGCAUUUACCUAGAAGUCUUUCUACUUCUCUGCUUCUUGUUGCGAACCAACAGCGUUGUUGUUGUCUGGUGCUCUGCAGCUUGUUACAUCACAGAGUUGUGACCAGCAUUCAUCUUCAGACCGAACUCCUUCAGACCGAACCACCUCAGAUCGAAAUCACUUGAGACCGAAGUACAUCAACUGAACCCUCCUACCUUUGGUUUCUAGAACGUAUCCCACCUUAUAUAAUUCCUUAUAAAUCCCACAUCUCCUCACCGUGUGGAAAAGUUUCUGCUUUGCAGCUGUCCCCUACAGUUUCAAGCACACCAUCCACUCUUGCGGUGGGAUCUUUAAUUGCGUUUGCCUGCUUCAUCUUGCUACCUAAAGGUCAGGUAGCGGCUAGGAAAGAUGGUUGACGGGGAUCCAGGUUCGCCAACCUGGAAGUUUACACAAUGUUUUGGAGACAAGGGCGACGUUGAAGAUAUCACUGAAGCCGAUAUCAUUUCCACCGUCGAGUUCGAUCAUACGGGUAACUAUUUGGCGACUGGCGACAAGGGAGGUCGAGUGGUUCUUUUCGAGAGGAAUGAAACUAAAAAAACAUGCGAAUACAAAUUCCAUACCGAAUUUCAGUCGCACGAGCCGGAAUUCGAUUACCUCAAGUCCUUAGAGAUCGAAGAGAAGAUCAACAAAAUAAAAUGGUGCAGACGGCAAAAUGCUUCUCAUUUCCUCCUUUCGACGAACGACAAGACUAUAAAGCUGUGGAAGGUGUUUGACAAGUCGCUCAAGGUGGUUGCAGAGAAUAACCUCUCCCAUGACCUUACCCCAGGCAGCGCUGUUGGUGGAGGGGGUAUCCCGCGACCACCGCACAUUUCAUUCAAGGACGCAUCGGCCCUCAAGUUACCUCGCAUGACGCACCAUGAUACCGUAGUUGCGGCAGUCCCACGGCGUAUCUACGCUAAUGCACAUGCCUAUCACAUUAAUUCCAUAUCGGUCAACAGCGAUGGAGAGACAUUCAUCAGCAGCGACGAUCUACGUAUCAACUUGUGGAAUUUGAAUAUCCAAGACCAGAGUUUCAACAUUGUCGAUAUCAAGCCAGCGAAUAUGGAAGAAUUGACUGAGGUUAUAACUGCUGCAGAGUUCCACCCUAUUAGCUGCAACUGGUUCAUGUAUGCUAGUUCCAAGGGAACGAUCAAGUUGGCCGAUAUGCGGCAGCGCGCUUUGUGCGAUGAGCAUGCAAAACAAUUUGAACAAGAAGAAGAUGUGUCUUCUCGAUCUUUCUUUUCUGAAAUCAUCUCUUCCAUCUCUGAUGUUCGGUUCUCUCACGACGGCCGCUAUAUCGUUUCCCGCGACUACCUCACUGUGAAGAUCUGGGAUGUAAACAUGGAACGUCAACCUGUUAAGACAAUUCCGAUCCACGAGCAUCUACGCCCGAGGCUCUGCGACACGUACGAAAAUGAUAGUAUCUUUGACAAAUUUGAAGUAGUCUUCUCCGGCGAUGCCAAUAAUGUGAUGACUGGAAGUUACAACAACAACUUCAUGAUUUAUCCAACAGACCCAAGCCAGGAGACCGAGGUUGUCCUCCAGGCUGAUAAGACCGCGUUCAAAGCGAAGAAGGUGGGCGUUCCAACUCCCAUUAACUCUUCGAUUUCGACAAAUGCUGGUAAGAAGGGUGGAUCAAGAGCCGGCAGUCCUGCUGGAAUUGGAGGACGCAUGCGUAAAGAGACAGAUGCAGAUCAAAUUGAUUUUAACAAGAAGAUUCUGCACAUGAGUUGGCAUCCAUUUGAGGAUAGCAUUGCUAUCGCUGCAACAAACAAUUUAUUUGUAUUCUCAGCUUUGUGAAGCAUGCAAAGCACAUAUUGUAUCUAAGCCAACUUUAAAAAAUCGCAGCCCUCCGGAAAUGCCAUGGUAUCCCCUCUUCUUCACAUGCAUAUUCAUUGAACCCAAAACUCCCUCUACUCUGCCUCUCAUUUCAAUCAGAUCCGCAUUGUGGCCAUGGAAUAGGAGCAUGCGCGCAUUGGUUUAAGAGAGGAAAAAUAAAAAAUUUCUUGCAUAGAUAGCCAUGUUGCUUUGUACCCUAACACAUGCGCCUACACUUACUCUUGCCUUUUCCUUUUUUACAAUUCAAGGGCCAUUUUGCAACGGACGGUUGAAGAUAAAUAGCUUGAUUGGCGCCGGAAAUUGUGCAUAAUCGCUUGGACGGGGAUUUCGGAGAGAUUGAAAAGGAGAAAAAAAAAUACUGGGGAUGUUGUUAAGGGCAGAUCAAGAAUGGAUUGGUUCCUUGGAUAUUGACAGAUGCCGAAGGGUCAACUAGUUCGAAACGUUUGACAGGGGCUGAUAAGGCAUGGAUGGGUUGAUUGAUGGAUCGAUAGCGGGAAAUUAAUGAAUACACCCCUCCUCUGAUUGAGGAGUCCCUCUUGCCCCUA
Messenger RNA from Coccidioides posadasii C735 delta SOWgp, 2594 nucleotides. NCBI's taxonomy places the organism in Eukaryota, Fungi, Ascomycota, Eurotiomycetes, Onygenales, Onygenaceae. The record is from RefSeq and is a predicted model, not a curated record.